AUGAUAGUGGUCAAGCAAGACGGCAGUGAGCCACCAUGCCUUCAGUCCUUGAAGGAAAUGACCUUCAGUCUACCGACGUCACGGUACACAACCACCUACAUACGCAGCCGCAUGGCGACGCCAGCCGUCCGCGGCCCGGACAUGUUGAGGCGUAUCAACAGCCCCUUCAGGCGCGAGCUGCAGCGCAUCAGGUCAGCAGUUCGCUACGGCCCUGCACCGGUGACAUCUGGCGGAGGAGUGGUUGUGCCGGAGCGGAAUGUGGCUGCCUCCAUCUUGAAGCCGUUCCAUUGCCACCUGUGUCCAAAGAGGUUUGCCCGCAAGCACGUACUCGAGAACCACAUCCGUACGCACACAGGCGAGCGGCCAUUCCAAUGUCCAUCCUGUCUGAAGGACUUUGCGCGCAAGGACUACCUGAACUACCACGUGCGGACAUGCCGAUUGAGGCAUUAA
Molecule: messenger RNA, 450 nt
Organism: Rhipicephalus sanguineus (brown dog tick)
Lineage: Eukaryota; Metazoa; Arthropoda; Arachnida; Ixodida; Ixodidae
Product: Krueppel-like factor 16
Exons: 2
Coding region: 1-450 (149 amino acids)
Biological process (GO): regulation of transcription by RNA polymerase II
Molecular function (GO): DNA-binding transcription factor activity; RNA polymerase II cis-regulatory region sequence-specific DNA binding
Source: RefSeq, a predicted model, not a curated record